This is a messenger RNA of Stylophora pistillata, 414 nucleotides long. RefSeq names its product GFP-like fluorescent chromoprotein amFP486. NCBI's taxonomy places the organism in Eukaryota, Metazoa, Cnidaria, Anthozoa, Scleractinia, Pocilloporidae. The record is from RefSeq and is a predicted model, not a curated record. Gene Ontology annotation, biological process: bioluminescence.
AUGUCUCAUCUAAAGCAAGGCAUUUCAGAAGACAUGGCUAUGAAAUAUAAAAUGGAGGGCUGUGUCAAUGGACACCCCUUUACGAUCACAGGAGUUGGAAACGGAAACCCUUACGAAGGGAAACAGAAUGCCAAUUUUGAGGUCCAAAGGGGACCCCUUCCAUUCUCCUUUGACAUACUGUCGUCAGCAUUUAUGUAUGGAAACAGAUGCUUCACUAAGUAUCCUGCCAACAUACCUGACUAUUUCAAGCAAGCCUUUCCAGCUGGAAUGUCAUACGAAAGGACAUUCAUGUUUGAAGAUGGCGCAGUGGCUACAGCCAGUGGUGAAAUUAGGUAUAGAAGCCAUUUCUUUUAUGAAAAUUCCAUCUAUCAUGGCCUAAACAUCUUCGCUGAUGGACCCAUAAUGAAAAAAUGA